This is a messenger RNA of Hippocampus comes (tiger tail seahorse), 2287 nucleotides long. RefSeq names its product WD repeat-containing protein 73-like. The record is from RefSeq and is a predicted model, not a curated record. Bases 177 to 1475 code for a protein of 432 amino acids. Gene Ontology annotation, cellular component: cytosol; U12-type spliceosomal complex; spindle pole. Gene Ontology annotation, molecular function: protein binding. Gene Ontology annotation, biological process: cytoplasmic microtubule organization. Lineage: Eukaryota; Metazoa; Chordata; Actinopteri; Syngnathiformes; Syngnathidae. The transcript has 3 exons.
AAGAUUCCGAAUUUGAUGAGCUUAUAGAUGACUGGUUUAUCGAAUCGUUGAAAACGUACAGGGACCUUUAUGUGUAUCAGCUGGAGUUUCCCACCCGAGUCAUCGAGUGGACGUCAGGGAAAAGUGAGUAAAUCCAUUUGCUAAAGCCUUUUCGAUCAUUGUUAGAAAAAAAAAAAAUGGACUGGAAGUAUGGCUCCGGUGUGCCUGGGAAUCACCCAAAUCCUGGCAACUACCUCACCGGCGGAAGCAUGCCAAGCAACUAUGGGUACGAAAUACCCUCCAGUCAUCUUCCUCCCGGAUUCCCCUGUGUUCUCCCACCUCCGCAACCUCCUCCUUUGGGCUACUUCCCCAACAUUCCACCUCCGCUUCCGACGUAUCCACCAGUAGUGCAGAAUUAUCACUGGAAUCCGCCAAAUACCGACUUCCAGGCACCAAGUGAGAUUUGUCCUGAGUCUCCCGUGGAUGAAAAAGCUCUCCAGAGGAAGCAGGAUGAACAGUGGCUUAGUCAUUUCUUAAAAAGAAGAUCCAGGGAGACUAAGGAAGACGCUCAAACGCAGCAGCCGCAAUCUUAUCCAGAUUUCGGAGACGUUCUAAGCGACGCCGCUGGUCUCGCUUCCCGGAUGUCCGAGUUCUGCCAAAACCUCACGAACAACCUGCACGAGGACGGUGCCGCCUGGGCCACCACUUACGAGGACGCCGUGCGUCUAAAACAAGACCUCCAGGAUAAACUGUCGCGUCUGGCCGAUGGAUUUGAAGCUAAAAAGCGGCACGUGGCUCGGGUGCGAGAGCGGCGGCUGAAAAGCAGGCAAAAAGCAGAGCUGUUCCAAGCCGAGCGGGAGGUGCGGCGAGCUGAGAAGGAGAGUGCCGUGGACAAGUGGCGGCUGCGACAAAUCCACCAGGCGGAGGAGGAGAAGAAGGAACGCGAGCUGAAGCUGGCGGCCGACUCGGUCUUGUGCGAGGUGCGCAAGAAGCAGAGCGACAUCAAGCGCAUGCAGGACGUCCUGCGCUCGCUGGAGAAACUGCGGCGGCUGCGUAAGGACGCCGCCUCCCGCAGGGGCGUGAGCACCGGGGAGGACGAGGAUGUGGCGUUCCAGCGCCAACUGGACGGGCUGCGGCGCGUCAUCAAGGCCAGGACGCACAUCUACACGGCAGAGGAGAAGGCGCUGACGGUGAUGCUGGACGGCGUGCAAGAGGAAGAGCGGCGGGCUCUCAGGAAGGACAGGGAGAGGCGGCAAAAGCACAAAAUGGACGCCAUGCUGUUCGGCGAAGAGACGCCUGUCGCUGACGCCCUGCGGCCCUUUACGGAGUACUACGCCCACGCAGAGUCUUCGCUCCACGCUUUGCUUCACGUACGGCAACAGUGGGACGUCUUCCUGGUGCCGGAUGAUCAUUGCGAUGGGACGACAAUCCCGACGGACUGGAUCCUGCCCCAGCCGCCCUCCGACCCAGCCUGGGGAGUUGCUCUGGUGGAGUAGGAACAACCAAUUCAUGUUUUGUUGUGACUUCAUCACAGCUUACCACAAGGGCUGCAACGAGCAAUUAUAUUCAUAAACCAUUCAUCAAUCAAUCAGAUUUCCAUCACUUUGUUGAAAAACAGGACUUUAUUUCCAAAGUGACAAUCAAUGCGUCACAUGAAAAAAAAAAAAUUGUCGGAUUCACUGGUGUGGUUUGUAACCUGUCAGGAAAUAGGCACAAACAUUGAUCAUUGUUUUCCAAAGUAAAAGCAGAUCUUUGCAAAUGUCUUAUUUUGACUCCAGGCUGGAAUUGCCAGAAUUUGGACAACUUUAAAUUAAACAAGGACAGUAAACAUUUGAUCGAUUAUUAAAAUCAUGUAUUGAUCAAUUUGAUCAGCUCUCUUAAUGCCACCAUCUGUUGGAAGUUUUGUACCAAAGUAAAGUGUUUUUGAUGUCUGGAUGACAGUUAGGAAUGUGCCACACGUGAUUAGAAAUGUUUUCCUACAGUGAAUAAAAAAAGUUUUGGGACCCUGGAACAGAUUGUUUACAUUGGCUUUUUUUUUUUUUUUUUUAAGAUAACGAUUAUAACGUCUAGGUCCAAUAAAAUAAUAGAAAUGUGUGGAAUGCACGACCCUAAAAUUUCUGGUGCCAUUAUUCUCCUUAAAUCUGGUGCCAUUAUUCUCGUAAAUCUGGAGCACGAGUCCUGUGAUGACAGAAAAUGGCCGCCUUACUUUUUGACAUCUCAAUGUGUGAAUAGCCUUACUGUUUUUGUAUGUAUUAUUUUUCCGAAACAAAACAACAAAAAAGAGAAAAUAAAAUUUUCUUUUACCAGA